Messenger RNA from Microcebus murinus (gray mouse lemur), 929 nucleotides. The record is from RefSeq and is a predicted model, not a curated record. Lineage: Eukaryota; Metazoa; Chordata; Mammalia; Primates; Cheirogaleidae.
CAGAGGAAGCUCUGGAGACCAUUGGCCACCUCUUCUGUCUGCUGUCAGUUGAAAAUCUUGAGAGUCGUGUUUACUGGUUAACCAAAUGGUUCACGACUCUGACUUCCACAGCAGUGAGGCCACUCUACAUGUGCAAGUGUCUCUGCGGCGUCCUGAAAGCCCUGUACCGCAGCAAACACGGAGGUCGCAAGGUACAAUCCUGGGCAGAGGAGCUGGCAGGCAUCCUCCUGAAGCAGAUGAGUGACAAAGAGAGCCAGCCACCAGCUCUUUGUGAUGAGACCGAAACAUUAUCCCUGAGGGCAUUUAACCUGUUGAGCCACUUAUGCCUGGACACCACAGUCCAUGUUCUGAAGAGGGCAAUAACCGCAGAAGAGGAGCCCACAGUGCUGGCAGCACUUGAGGCCUUCAGGGAGGUGAUCCAUGGAGCACCACAAGCGGAAACGCUGAAGAGGGAGGUGCUGGCUUCGGUUACUUCAGUGAUACAGAAGGAUCGAAGACCAGUGCGCAUGGCCCUCCUGAGAUUCCUGGAGGCGCUGGGGCAGCGUGACUACCUGAGCCUUCCCGAGGGCAGGGUGGUCAUAGAUUACCUCCUGAAGCUCAGCCAGUGGGACUCCUCGAAUGAAGCGGACAUUGGACUCAUGUCUUUGAAAGUCCUGCAGACGGUGUCCUUGCCCGUUCUUAUCAGCAUGCUAUGUGAGCCCGGCAACACCUCAGCUUUCGUGGUCUUGAGUGACACAGCCACAGAGGUGGCUCUGAGGGAACAAGCGCUGGGGCAGCCCCCCUACCUCAGCAGCUUCUAUGUCAGGACGCCUGAGUUCGUCUCCCCACAGCACCUGCUGAGCCAUCUGGUGGUAAGUGAUGCCAGGAUGGACAUCUCCCGCUGUCUACCUGUCUACCGGAUUGUUCCACAGUAGCUGCAUCCUGCGCUG